Molecule: messenger RNA, 2661 nt
Organism: Taeniopygia guttata (zebra finch)
Lineage: Eukaryota; Metazoa; Chordata; Aves; Passeriformes; Estrildidae
Source: RefSeq, a predicted model, not a curated record
GCCGCGUCCCGGCGGAAGCGUGAGGGACCGAGCAGGGAACGGCGGCGGGAGCGGGGCUGGCGCCGCAGGAGCAGGCGUGCCGCAGGGCGGGGGACACGGCUGCCACCACGGAGUCCGCCAGCAGCAACACCGCGGCGGCCACCGCCGCUUCGCGGGCCGCGGGUGCCGGGGACCAGGCAACCUCGCUGCCCCCGCCCAGGAUGCAGCGCAGGAAGAGGAACGCGGGCAGCAGCUCGGAUGGCACCGAGGACUCGGAUUUCUCCACGGACCCCGAGCACACGGACAGCUCCGAGAGCGACGGCACCUCCCGCAGAUCCGCCCGCGUCACCCGCUCCUCGGCCCGGCUCAGCCAGAGCUCCCAGGACUCCAGCCCGGUGCGGAACCCGCCGGCCUUCGGGCCGGACGAGCCGGUGUACUCCACGCGGAGGGUGACCCGCAGCCAGCAGCAGCCAGCUCCUGUCACCCCCAAGAAGUACCCGCUGCGACAGACCCGCUCCUCCGGCUCCGAGACCGAGCAGGCCGUGGACUUCUCGGACAGAGACACCAAGAACGCGGCGGAUCACGACGAGUCGCCGCCCCGCACCCCCACGGGGAACGCGCCCUCCUCGGAGUCCGACAUCGACAUCUCCAGCCCCAACGUGUCCCACGACGAGAGCCUGGCCAAGGACAUGUCCAUGAAGGACUCGGGCAGCGACCUCUCCCACCGGCCCAAGCGCCGCCGCUUCCACGAGAGCUACAACUUCAACAUGAAGUGUCCCACUCCCGGCUGCAACUCCCUGGGACACCUGACCGGGAAGCACGAGCGCCACUUCUCCAUCUCGGGCUGCCCUCUCUACCACAACCUGUCAGCAGAUGAGUGCAAGGUGCGAGCGCAGAGCCGGGACAAGCAGAUUGAGGAGCGGAUGUUGGCCCACAGGCAGGAUGACAACAACAGGCACGCCACCAGGCACCAGGCCCCCACGGAGAGGCAGCUGCGGUACAAGGAGAAGGUGGCUGAGCUCAGGAAGAAGAGGAACUCGGGGCUCAGCAAGGAGCAGAAGGAGAAAUACAUGGAGCACAGGCAAACCUAUGGCAACACCAGGGAGCCUCUCCUGGAGAACCUGACCAGCGAGUACGACCUGGAGCUGUUCCGCAGGGCUCAGGCCCGCGCCUCCGAGGACCUGGAGAAGCUGAGGCUGCAGGGGCAGAUCACCGAGGGCAGCAACAUGAUCAAGACCAUCGCGUUCGGGCGCUACGAGCUGGACACGUGGUACCACUCGCCCUACCCCGAGGAGUACGCGCGCCUCGGGCGCCUCUACAUGUGCGAGUUCUGCCUCAAGUACAUGAAGAGCCAGACCAUCCUGCGCAGGCACAUGGCCAAGUGUGUCUGGAAGCACCCGCCGGGGGACGAGAUCUACCGCAAGGGCUCCAUCUCCGUGUUCGAGGUGGACGGCAAGAAGAACAAGAUCUACUGUCAGAACCUGUGUCUGCUGGCAAAGCUUUUCCUGGACCACAAAACCCUUUAUUAUGAUGUGGAACCCUUCCUCUUCUAUGUCAUGACGGAGGCUGACAACACCGGCUGCCACCUGAUCGGGUAUUUCUCCAAGGAGAAGAAUUCCUUCCUCAACUACAACGUGUCCUGCAUCCUGACCAUGCCCCAGUACAUGCGACAAGGCUACGGCAAAAUGCUCAUUGACUUCAGCUAUUUGCUGUCUAAAGUAGAAGAAAAAGUCGGCUCCCCUGAGCGUCCCCUGUCUGACCUGGGCCUGAUCAGCUACAGGAGCUACUGGAAGGAAGUUCUGCUGCGGUACCUGCACAACUUCCAGGGCAAGGAGAUCUCCAUCAAAGAGAUCAGCCAGGAGACCGCUGUGAACCCCGUGGACAUCGUCAGCACCCUGCAGGCCCUGCAGAUGCUCAAGUACUGGAAGGGCAAACACCUGGUCCUCAAGAGACAGGACCUGAUUGAUGAGUGGAUCGCCAAGGAGGCCAAGAGGUCCAACAGCAACAAGACCAUGGACCCCAGCUGCCUGAAGUGGACCCCUCCCAAGGGCACCUAAGUGUCCCCGCCAGUGUCCCCAGCAGAGAGGCGCCGCAGGGAUCCGCGCGGUGCCGUGGUGGUUGGCUGCUGCAGUGUCCCCAGGCCGGUCACCCCCGGGCUGGCCCUGUGUCCCCACAGUUCUGAGGAACUCGGAUGUUUCGGCCUCAGUGAGGCCGCGAGGACUGGAAGUGGCUGGGAGCCCCGGGAAGCUGAGGAGCUCUGGCUGCUGGGCCUGUCCCCGUCCCUCUGUCCUGCUCCGUCCCCCUGUCCCUCCUGCAGCUCCCCUGGCUGCUGGGGUCACCCCUGGCUCUUGGACAAUGCUGGAAAUGCUUCUCUGGGGCAGCCCUGCCUCCCCCAGCGCCGCGGUGGCAGCGGUGUCACUCCUGUCCCCUUCCGUGUCUGAAAUAGCUUUAGUGGGAUAUUCCCCCUGUCCCAGCAGCUUUCCCCAGGAUCCAGCAGAUCUUCACUUAGUUCCUGUUGUACGGCCAGAAUUGCACCUCCUGCACCACUGGGUGUUCCUGUCACCCCCUCCUGGAGCCACCACAGCCCUGCUGGAAGCACCUCUGGAUUAGAAUUCCCGUUUUUCCUGGUGUGUAUCUCGUGGAAUUGCUGAGUUCCUGUACAUAAACAGCCUGCUGAGUGUA